Messenger RNA from Haliotis rufescens (red abalone), 1129 nucleotides. Its product is annotated as arylsulfatase I-like. The transcript has a single exon. The record is from RefSeq and is a predicted model, not a curated record. Bases 3 to 758 code for a protein of 251 amino acids. Lineage: Eukaryota; Metazoa; Mollusca; Gastropoda; Lepetellida; Haliotidae.
UCAUGACAAAUCCAAGCCGAUGUAUCUCUACCUGCCGUUCCAAGCUGUACAUGAACCACUGCAGGUACCGACCAAAUAUUCAAACCGAUACAGCCACAUUCAUCAUGGACAACCUACUUCUUGUGUUUACAACAGACAAUGGUGGGCCUCCUAGUCAAGGCGCAAAUAACUGGCCACUGAGGGGCGGGAAAGCCACACUGUGGGAGGGAGGCACCAGGGGAGCGGGUUUCGUCUACAGCAAGACUCUGCUGAAGAAGACAGGCUACACACAUCCUGGUCUGUUCCACGCCGUGGACUGGUACCCCACGUUAAUGGACAUAGCGGGGGGAGACUCCAGCCAGCUGGACAUAGACGGGUUGAGUCAGGUCGACAUGAUCCUCAAUGGAGGUGGCAGCGUCAGGAAGGAAUUUGUCUACAACAUCUACGACGACCACUAUGCUGCAGCUCUCAGGUGGGGAGACCUGAAGUUGAUCGUUGGAGACCCUGGUUACUCAGGAUGGUACCCUCCGGCUGGGUCUGACUUAGACGUCCCCCCCGUCAUGGACGACUCUCCCCUCCCCAACGUCAUGCUGUACAACAUCAGCGCCGACCCCACGGAGCACCAGGACAUCUCCAAGGACAACCCAAACCUCGUCAACUUCCUGCUGCAGAUGCUGGCGAUGAAGAAUGGGACUCGGGUGCCUGCGAUGGACCCACCCUCUGACCCGCGAUCUAACCCUGUCAACUUCAACGGUAUCUGGAGCCCCGGCUGGUGCUAAGCAUUGGUGUUGUAUCAUGCAGCAUGCCAGUCUACCUCCUUCACUGUGAGGAUCCUUUGUGAAUUCACAGCUAACUCAAACAAUCCUUCUUUAUCAUCAUAAUCAUAAUUGUGCCAAUUCUGCAGAACAGUCUACUAUUACAGGUUUAACUAUAAGGACCAUUCGUCUUAACUUUUAUUUUUUAAUUAUUAUUUGUUUCAUAUUCAGAAGAAAUACAAGUCGACCCUAAGUUAUAAAACUGUGAGCAGGGAACGUGUCAGAGAGUCUUUGUACAAGACACCAAUCAUGGGAUGUUCUGAUAUCUGUAGGGGAGACAACUUAUACAAGAUGAAGCUAUGGUCUUUGCUUUCAUUAAAAACAUAUGACAUAUA